AUGCCGGCCGCUUCAGAAAAGAAGUUUCGAACUAAGCAGUCUCCGUAUUCCAACAAGAUCAUCAAAACUCAGCAGAAUGGACUCCAUCAGACACUUUUACAAGUUGCCCACGAGCAGAUCAUUGAUAUCAGAUCUAGCAAGUCUGAAAAUAACCCUGCAACGCUCAAACAAAGUGUUGCUGACGGCUUGAAUUUGAAAUCCUACAAACCGCACGCAGAAACUGCCCACGCUUUGAACAUUGCCGCGGAUGAGAAAAUACGCACCAUUCCUACCAUGGUGUUGUAUGAUGACAAGGGUCUUGACAUUUACGACAAGAUUACAUACGUCGAAGAUUAUUACUUGACGAAUGCAGAAAUUGAUAUCUUUCAAAACCAUGCUGCAGAGCUUGUUGGUCGUAUUCCUGACAAUGCUGUUUUGAUUGAGCUGGGAGUUGGCUCUAUGCGAAAGACGAAAUACAUCUUUGCUGAACUGGUCCGUCAAAACAAGCACUCUGUCACAUACUUGGCUUUGGACUUGUCUCUUGAUACUUUACGUGCUUCUGUAAAAGACAUCAAUGCUGCGUUCCCUUCUGUCAAAACCCUCGGUUUAUGGGGCACAUAUAAUGACUCGUUGAAAUGGGUCAAUGACAAUAUUCCAAAGGGAGUUGCUAAAAUCAUGCUUUGGUUGGGCUCUUCAAUUGGAAACAUGACACGUCCAGAGGCUUCUGAUUUCUUUUCAGCUGUACGAAACACGGCAUUGGAUGUUGGAGAUACGUUUGUUGUUGGUAUUGAUCGCCGUAAUGAUGCAAAGAAGAUUGAGUUGGCGUAUAAUGAUUCGUUGGGUAUUACUCGUGAUUUUAUUAUGAAUGGAUUGGUGCAUGUAAAUACACUAUUCGGCGGUGAUUUUAUUGAUCCUGCCAACUUUGAAUAUGUCAGUCGCUAUAAUGUGCUGGCAGGCCAGCACGAAGCAUAUUACCGCUCGCUUACUACUCAGACGCUCAAGUCUGAAGAACCUUACAUCAAUGUCACACUUGAAGCUGGUGAACUCAUCAACAUUGAAUACUCUGUCAAGUAUUCUAUGGAAGAAGUUGAUGUCCUCGCUGAGGCUUCUCAGUUCUAUCAUUUGGGAUCAUGGGCAGACACAAAGGAGCAGUACAAUCUGCAUGUCUUCCAGAAACCACCGUUCUUCUUUCUUCGUUCUCAAGUCAGUCUCAUGAAGUCUGCUCCAUCGGUUGAGGAUUUCAAGCGUUUAUGGUCAUUAUGGGAUACGGUGACAGGAAUGAUACCAACUGGAAAAUAUCUCGCUCGUCCCAUCGCGCUUCGACAUCCUUUUAUUUUCUAUUUUGGCCACAUCCCAGCAUUCCUGGACAUUCAAAUCUCUCGAUGCUUGGAACAGCCUUUUACUGAGCCAUGCUACUAUACUGACAUCUUUGAACGUGGUAUUGAUCCAGACAUGGAGGAUCCUUCAAAGUGCCAUCCUCACUCUGAAGUUCCCAACGAAUGGCCCAACGUUGAAGAAAUCUUUGACUACCGAGAUCGAGUUCGUGCUCGCAUCUUGAACUUGGUAGAAGAUUCAUCAAAGGUGUCCAAGAGGCUUGCUCGAACUCUCUUCAUGUGCUAUGAGCAUGAAGCCAUGCACUGUGAGACAUUCUUGUACAUGCUCGUCCAAUACCCACAUGUGUUACCGCCAAAAGGUAUCUCAGCACCCAUCACUCGAGCUCCCGCUAGCUCAUUACCAGCUCCAACUUGGACUUCAUAUACUGGUGGAGACACGAUACUCGGAGCUGAUGAUUCAGACGAUUAUGAUUUGGUCUCGUCAUCAGAAAAUAUCAAAGCUUUGACUUGGGACAACGAACGCCCUGCGCAUGUAGUUAAUGUCAAACCAUUCAGCAUCCAAGACAGACCAGUCGUUAUUGAAGAGUAUUUCAACUUUUUGGUCCAACAUGGUGGUGAUGGUUGGCAGAGUAGUGAUAAGGUGCCUGCAUCGUGGAGCUUUGAAGAAGGAGGGUCUGCUGAUCAGGUUGACAGUUGGCGUGUCAAGACUGUCUUUGGAAAGCUUCCACUGAAGCAUGCUCUCCACUGGCCAGUCUCCUGCUCUGUAGAACAAGCUUCCGCCUACGCAGUCAUCCAAGGUCGUCGCCUUCCAACCGAAACGGAAAUCGCUCAUAUUCGCAAUCGUGUCUUUAUUACAUCGUCAUCCAAUAUGGGGUUCUUGAGGUGGUGUCCACGUGAAGUUGAGUUUGAGACUGGAGUAGUAGGCAAUGGAUGGGAAAUGACUAGCACCAAGUUUGAGCCUUUUGAUGGAUUUGAGGCUUCUGCUCUGUACCCUGGUUACUCUGCUGAUUUCUUUGAUGACAAACACAACGUCUUGGUCGGUGGUUCAUGGGCUACUGUACCAACUAUCGCAGCUCGUAAAUCAUUCAGGAACUGGUAUCAGACUGGCUAUCCAUACGUUUUUGGCCAAUUCCGACUUGCUUUGUAA
Molecule: messenger RNA, 2460 nt
Organism: Synchytrium microbalum
Lineage: Eukaryota; Fungi; Chytridiomycota; Chytridiomycetes; Synchytriales; Synchytriaceae
Exons: 11
Coding region: 1-2460 (819 amino acids)
Source: RefSeq, a predicted model, not a curated record